Messenger RNA from Radiomyces spectabilis, 1614 nucleotides. RefSeq names its product glycoside hydrolase superfamily. Gene Ontology annotation, biological process: carbohydrate metabolic process. Lineage: Eukaryota; Fungi; Mucoromycota; Mucoromycetes; Mucorales; Radiomycetaceae. The coding region runs from base 1 to 1614 and encodes 537 amino acids. The record is from RefSeq and is a predicted model, not a curated record. The transcript has 11 exons. Gene Ontology annotation, molecular function: hexosaminidase activity.
AUGCUGCAAUUGUAUACCGAAGACACUUAUGAGGUGGAAGGAGAGCCUCUUUUUGGCUAUUUACGAGGCAGAUACACUCAGAGAGAACUUUGCUCCAUCGAUGAUCAUGCUUUUGAUUUGGGCAUCGAAGUGGUACCCUGUAUCCAGACGUUGGGCCACCUCGGACAAAUCUUGCAAUGGCCGCAUUAUGCUUAUUUGCGCGACAAUACCGAAGUGCUUUUGGCCGAAUCGGAAACGACGUAUGAGUUUAUUGAAAAACUUAUUAAAGCGGCGGCACGACCUUUUCGAUCGAAACGUAUUCACGUUGGCAUGGACGAGGCCUAUGGAAUGGGUGAAAGUCGGUAUCGCCAACUUUUCGGUUACAAAGAGCCCACCCGUGUCUUUGUGGAUCAUUUGCAACGAGUCAACGAGAUUUGUACGCGGCUAGGACUUCAACCCUUGAUUUGGUCCGACAUGCUGUUCUGUCUCGCGGCCAAGAACAAUACGCUUCAGGGAUACUAUGACGAGAGCAAUAAUCCAGCCACACCCGAACUGAUUGAAAAAAUGCCAGCAAAUGUGGAAUUGGUGUUCUGGGACUAUUAUCACACCAGUCCCGACAUUUACCUGCAAAAACUGCAACAGCAUCGCGAACUCGGUUGUCAACAACCUUGGGUAGCCACGGGAGCAUGGACAUGGAGUCGGUUCUGGACAGCCCUUCCCUUCACGUUUGAAUCUGUCCGUGCUAGUACAGUGGCUGCCAAGAAUCGAGAACAAGGUGUACGUAAUUCAUUUAUUACCAUAUGGGGUGAUGAAGGCAACGAAUGCGAUGUCUUUUCGUGUCUACCAGCGUUGUGUUAUUACGGGGAUCAUGGAUAUACUGAUCGGGAUGAAGUGGAUAUUUCCACACUGAAAAGAAACUUUGAGGGAAUCUGUGGAGCAAAUUUUGAUGACUGGGUCAUUGCAUCCAAGAUUGAUGAUACGCCGACGGGUAUUCCUAUCACAGCGCGCACACAUUACAUGCCCAAUACAAGUAAAUGGCUACUUUGGGAAGAUCCCUUCUUGAGUUUUAUGUCUCCCCAAUACGCGGAUGAAGACUUGGAAACGUAUUACACAUCGGUGGCGGCGCAGUUGUUUACGGCGAUCGAGACAAAGAAGGAAAUGUGUCCAUUAAAUGAGCGGUUAGAAUUCCCGGCUCGCAUUGCCACGGUUUUAUCGUUGAAAUGCCAUUUACGACAACGGCUUGUGGAAGCGUAUCGCAAGCGAGAGUACAUGCAGCUGUAUGAACUGGCGCAAGGCCGAUUAACACGGCUGCGGGAAGAAGUCGAAGGUCUGUGGAAGUGCCAUCGGAAAUUGUGGAAAAAGAUGUACAAGCCUUUUGGAUGGGAAGUGUUGGAUCUUCGUUACGGAGGACUGCGAACGCGGCUGGAAACCAUGUAUGACCAUAUCAUUGAAUAUGUAGAAUACAUGAUGACAGCGGAAGACAACGCUCGCGGGGAUGAAGACGACGAAGAGGAACAAGAUAGUCGCAGACACAUUCCUGAAUUCGAGGCAGAACUUGAAACACUGUUUUAUGGAUCAAGAACCAACAUGAUCCUCAACUAUGCGCGUGUCGUUUCACCUUCCCGUCCCGGAUAA